AUGGAAACAUUUGAGGCCGAAUUGGCCAAAGCAACAAACCUUGACAAGGGGGACAUGCUGGGCGCCGUCGCUAUAGUCAUUGACAAUAACGGAAAGUUCUUAUACCGACAUGCUGCUGGACGCCAAUUACUUGAUACUGACUCGCCGCCGUUGGAUCCUGAUUGCACUAUAUCGCUCACCUCCGCAGGCAAGUUCGUUACCAAUAUCGCGGCCUUGCAAUUGGUUGAACGUGGUAUUUUGAUGCUCGACGAACCAAUUACCAGGUCUCUUCCAGAGAUUGAGAAAUGCCUGCUCGUGGAGGAAGUGGAUGAAAAAAUACGGCUACGCCCCCCAAUUUGCAGCGUCACGUUGCGUCACUUACUCUUAAACACGAGUGGAAUGGGCACCCCCGAUUCGUACCAAGAACGGUUUGGCAUCGAGGAUAGAGUACCACCCCCAGACUUUCCCGAUGACGCCCAUCCCUUAUCCAGGAAUCAAUUUACACACCUCUUCUUUGAGCCUGGUGAGGGCUUCGAGUACGGAUGGGGCAUCUAUUGCGUGCAGCUACUCGUCGAGCGGCUUGGAGGUAAGGAUCGGUUCUUUGAGUACGUCGACCACCACAUCUUUGGCGCGCUUGGCAUGACCGCUUCCACCUACCGACCGGCUCUGGUGCCGCAUGUCUGGAAGCGUCGCCUGCAGAUGGUAGAGCGCAAGGUGGACACCUCUACGAAGAACGGCAAGGCAUACUUCGUGGCCCGUGACAAAGAUACGUAUGGCCUGACCUGCAGUAUAUCCGAUCUUGCCCGGCUCUUUGGCGAUAUUAUGUCGCCGGAUUGCAAGCUCCUCCAGCGCCAGGAACAUCGUGAUCUGUUUUUUAUGCCGCAGUUGACUCCCAGUAGCCAUGCACACCAGUCGUUGCUGGCCGAAACCACCAACUAUGGCUUCCUGCUCCCCCUCAAACAGGACGUGUCGCAUAAGGUAUCCUGGGCGUUAACUCCACCUCCGGCCAUGAACUGGACCGCGGCGGGCGCACUUGUUGAAGAGGACGGUACUCUCCCCGGCUCAUGUAUCCCGAAAGGGACAGUCGCGUUUGAAGGUCAACCCAAUAUCAUUUGGACCGUGAACCGCGAAAAGGGGCGUAUGAUGCUUUUUGGUACCCAGUUACUGCCUGGCUAUGAUGUGAAAGCACAUAAUCUUGCGGUUCAAUUCUUGUACGACGCAUGGAAGACAUUCGGCUAG
Molecule: messenger RNA, 1218 nt
Organism: Trichoderma breve
Lineage: Eukaryota; Fungi; Ascomycota; Sordariomycetes; Hypocreales; Hypocreaceae
Product: beta-lactamase domain-containing protein
Exons: 2
Coding region: 1-1218 (405 amino acids)
Source: RefSeq, a predicted model, not a curated record